AUGUCCAGCAUUUUGAACAUCGCAUCACUACCAAUGCGAGAUGAUUCAAUCAUCCGAAAAGAAAUUUAUCAGUAUACACCAUAUACGAAUUCAUUUGAUGAAUCAGAUGAAAUAAGAAUUGCUAUACAAAAUAAAGAAAGUUACUUGGCCCCAUCACAAUCCUUUAUCUAUCUACAAAUCGCAUGUACAACCAAUGGUCGACAUGUAGACGCUGACGCAGAAAUUAAAUUCGUAAACAACUUUGCAUCGUUUCUAUUUAGCGAUGUGCGAUAUGAAUUAAACGGCGUUGAAAUUGAUUCAGUGCGAAAUGUUGGACGGGCGUCCACAAUGAAAUUGAUGCUUGCAUCUCGAUUAUCAACACUGAAUGGAUAUGCAUCAUUUUGCCGAACCUAUGAAGCGACAUCACCUCGUGCAGAUGUAGAAAAAUUAUACGAUGUUGUAAUACCAUUGAGCGCAUGGCUACCAUUCUGCGAUACAUACAAUCGAUGCAUCAUUAACUGUCGACAUGAAUUGAUUUUGAAUCGUGCGCGCCAAAGUUUGGAUUGUACCCAUGGCGGUGGUAUAUUGCCCACUUCAGCUGUGGUCAGUGUGGCGGUGAAAAAAAUCGAAUGGAAAAUGCCUCACAUCACGCUUUCGGACAAAGUAAAACUAAACAUGCUAAGCUAUUUAUCAAAAAACCGAAAGAUAACCGUUCAACAUCGUUCAAUGGACAUUCAUGAGUAUCAAUUGCCACAGACAACGAACCAUUUGUGGAGCGUGAAGACUGUUGCCAGCUCGAAUAAACCACGAUAUGUAGUGGUUGGCUUGCAGACAAAUCGAAAUGCUCAAAAAAGUGUGAAUGCAUCUAAAUUUGACGCCUGUCAUUUGACUGAUGUACGUCUGCACCUAAACUCACAGAUCUAUCCUUAUAAUAUGAAUACAUUGGAUAUCGGUGGAGGAAUUUACUCUGAAUUAUAUGCAUUAUAUUCAGAUGUGCAAACAUCAUAUUACAACAAUACGGAAGCCAAAAAUCCAUUCGACCUUCCAUAUGGCGUAUUUCAAUCAUCGCCAAUAUUCGCCUUUGAUACUUCACAUGCAGACGAAUCGCUGGUUGGCGGAUCCAUUGACGUACGCAUCGAACUGAAAGCCAAGCAAAACAUUCCGGCCAAUACAACGGCAUACUGUUUAAUUAUAUACGACAAUGAAUUUUGGUACUCGCCAUUCGACGGAAUCGUCAUGCGAAACGUAUAA
Molecule: messenger RNA, 1230 nt
Organism: Contarinia nasturtii (swede midge)
Lineage: Eukaryota; Metazoa; Arthropoda; Insecta; Diptera; Cecidomyiidae
Exons: 1
Coding region: 1-1230 (409 amino acids)
Source: RefSeq, a predicted model, not a curated record